AUGUUCAUUUAUUGUUCAUUGGAUAUUAUUGAUGAAAAAAUAUUCGAUGCCAAUAAGACGCAGGAACUGUAUUUGGGACCACUUAUAUCAGAUCAGAAUUUCAAGUCAUUUGGUUAUAUAACAAAUACUAAUGUGAAAAUGAUUAUUGUGACUGAGAUAGGCGACAUUUCACUGAAGGAUCAAGAUAUUCGUUCCGACAACUUAUCAAAUCAAAGAAUGGAUGAUGAUUCUGGUUUCAGUGGGAUUGUCAAAAUUUCAAAUAUCAGCGAUUUUAUUGCCCCUUCACAAGCAUGUAUCUUACCAAUUCAGUCAAAAGAAUCUGAUAUGGAAGUUCAAAUUCGAGCUAGGAAUCGAUCAAAGGCGAUUGACAAUAAUGCAACAAGAAAAGUGACGAUUACAUUAAAUGAUUGUCUAGCAUGCAGUGGUUGUAUUACAAGUGCGGAAACAAUACUUAUUAAAGAACAAUCGAAGCCGAAAUUUUUGGAGGGUUUGGCAAAUGCGCAAUUGAAUGUAGUGACCGUUUCUCCGCAAUCAAUAGCAUCCAUCGCUUAUAAACGUGGUUGGCAACAGUCAGAAGCAGCAAGACUCAUUGCCGGAAUUUUCAAGAAUAUGGGAAUAAAAUAUGUCGUUGAUUCAAGCUUUGGAAGGCUACUAACUUUAUCACUCUCUUAUGAUGAAUUUAAGAAAGCGCAGUUGCCGCGACCAGUUUUUACGGGUGUUUGUCCAGGUUUCGUGUGCUAUGCUGAAAAAACUCAUGGAGCAUUACUUAUCCCUCAUAUUAGCCGUGUACGAUCACCACAAGCCAUGAUGGGCGUACUUGUGAAGGACUAUCUAGCAAGGAAGUUCAAUGUAAGACCGGAAAAAAUAUUUCAUGCCUCUGUCAUGCCAUGUUUUGAUAAGAAACUUGAAGCUGCGCGCUCGAAUUCCGGGAACCACUUCGACUGGCGUGAAGUUGACUGCGUUUUAAGUACAGGGGAAGUAGACGAAAUUUUGGAUGAGUACAGCUCAACACAGGAUUAUUUUGUUUCUGAAAAAAUAAAUUGGCUAAAUGCACUAGAAAAUGGGAAGAUAAUUAUGUCCGAGGGAGGCUCUUCGGGUGGAUACGCUGAAUACAUUGUGAAAAGAUUUAUCGCAGAAUCAAAAAGGCCGUUGGAAUUAGAGAGAACUGUAAAGGAUAAAAAUUGGGAAAUCAUUGAAGCAACAGAUGGGGAAACAAAGAUGCUAUCCGUAGCAAAAUGUUAUGGAUUUCGUAACAUCCAAAAUCAUGUGCAGAAAUUAAAACGUUCCAAAUGUAAUUAUGAUUACGUUGAAAUCAUGGCUUGUCCAUCAGGAUGUAUUAAUGGUGGCGGACAAAUCCGUGGUGCCUCGAUUGAAGAAAGAAAACAGAUCUUAGAUGCAAUCGAAUUAUCAUGCUCGGAUAAUAAUUCGGAAAUGGAAGAGGAACUAGAACGUGUAAAAGAAGAGUGGUCAAUGCUGAAUCCAGACUGGAUGGAUUUACUCUAUACGGAGUACCACGCAGUGGAGAAAAGUAAUGCUGACAGAAUAAAUACGAAUUGGUGA
This is a messenger RNA of Acanthocheilonema viteae, 1560 nucleotides long. The record is from the annotation of a GenBank genome assembly. Lineage: Eukaryota; Metazoa; Nematoda; Chromadorea; Rhabditida; Onchocercidae.